Adineta steineri is the source of this 2680-nucleotide messenger RNA. The record is from the annotation of a GenBank genome assembly. NCBI's taxonomy places the organism in Eukaryota, Metazoa, Rotifera, Eurotatoria, Adinetida, Adinetidae.
AUGGCAAACGAAUUUAGCUUCGCAAAAUGCAAAUAUUCGGAUAUUACACCAGUUCCGGAAAUGAAACAAUCAACUGCUGGACCGAAAGAGUCGAAUGUUACAAAACUUGUGGCGUCGAAACCAGUACCACUAGAAGAACUUACUAUAACUAUUCGUAUCAAACUCAAAUAUCCACAACUGGUAGACUUUGUUGAUGAAUUGAAUAAAUCUAAUGAUACUUUGAUUAUUAAUGGAAAGUCUGUAUCAAUAUUUCAGCUUUAUGCACUUCGAUCAACUAGUAAACCAAUAGAUAUGAGUAAUCAAAGAGAACGUCCAGUUUAUCGACCAAAUUUAUUUAUACGUAAAAAUGAUAAGUUUGGACCUUGGAAUUUCAAUUAUUUACUCGAUCUAUUAGAACUAGAUUAUCGACCUGAUACAAAAGGAAGUCACUUUCCUGAAAUAUGGUACACCACAGCAAAUACUUGUUUUAAUGUAAAAAUUAUACGUUACGAUGAAUUAGUAAUAGAACGAACUGAAAUAAUUGAUCCAUCUGGUUCUUCUGAAGAAAUCAAUACUCUUGAAGACCUUCUCAAAUCUAUUGGACGUCAAAAUAAAUAUGGUCAAGAAGAUAUUAGAAGCUGGAAAAAAGAACUAGAAGUGGAAAAUAUUAAGACAAUCGAACAUCUUCAAAACACGGUUAAGAAUGAAAAUAUAUGGGAAAAGGUCAGUGGUGUUAAACCUACAGUGAAACAAAUGAUUUAUGAUUAUGUACAACUGAAUGCUGUCGCAGAUAGUUUCAAUCAAACUACUGAUCCUUACAGAGAAUCACUAGCUACGCUAUUAGGUGAUAUUCAUCGAGUUAAACGUUAUUUUUAUGAUGCUAUUGGAAAAAAAGAACAAUUGACAUAUCUCGAUCGAAGUGCUGUUGAUUUAGCCAUUCAAGAACUACGUAAAUUCUACGCUGAUGAUGGAAAUAUACUUAGUACUAUUCAUGAAUAUCUGCGUACGUUUUGUGUUCCAACUGCAAGUUUUACCGACGAAGAAAUUGAAAAGAAACGAAGCAUCUGGGAGAAAGAGCUUGAGCAACUUAAAAAUGAAGCUGAUAAUUUGACAAUAGAAACUAAAUCGAUAGAAUCCGAAUGUGAGACGAUCAAAAAUGAUCUUAAAAUUCGAGAACUUCGUUUAUCAAAUAUAUCUAAAGAAGAAGAAUCGGCAAAAAGAGAAGUAGAUAAUCUUAAGGAUAUAGCGAGAAACGCUGCAGCUGUUACAGUCACUUGGAGAAACAAUUUUGACAGAGCUAAAAUGAAACAAGAACAAUCUGAAGAGAAGAAGAAAAAUGCUGAAAAAGAUUUGCAAGAAACAGUCAUUAAAUCCGAGAGAAUAAUGAAAAAACAUUAUAAAUUUCUUCAAAAUCUUCAAAACAAUACGAAAGAGAUUAAUGAUCGGCAAUCCAAGAUCGAUCUUAUUGACGCUGAUGAACAUCGUAAACUCAAAGUGAAAAUUGGUCGUGGUCUACUACUUUAUGGACCACCUGGAACUGGAAAAUCAGAACUACUUAAACGAGCAGCUGUUUACGCUGGUAUUACAAUGACAACAGUUCCAUUAGCUGCAGGUGAACUUAAUCGACCUUACGUAGGUGAAACAGAAAAACUCCUUAUUGACAUCAUGUAUCGUGCCAAUACUAUUCCAUAUUUGAUGUGUGCUAUGACAAUUGAUGAAAUUGAUGGAUUAGUACCAAAACGAGAUAAUAAUGCACAACAAUCGAAAGUCGAUGGCAUUAGUGUUCUUCUUUCACAUAUUGAAGGUGUAAAAAACAUACCAAAUUUAAUCGUGUUCGGUGCAACAAAUCGACGAAAUAUGAUGGAUGAUGCUUUUCUAAGACGUAUGCAAGCGAAAUGCUUUGUUGGUCGACCAUCCCCUGAAAUUCGUAAACAGAUGCUUAAACCACUUUUAACAAAAGAUUUGAAAGAUUUCACCGAUGAACGGCUGAAUUUUCUUGUUAAAAUUACAACAAAUUUUAGUGGUGCAGCAAUCGGUGCAUUAAAAUCAAGUAUUGUUAGUUUUUUAGCAGAUAAUCCAGCAUCAUUAUCUAAUCAUACAUUACUCUCACUUGCUAAUAAUACAGCUCGAGAAUUUAGUUGUUGGUUUGGAAGUAGUACUCUACCAGAAAUUUGUCGCAUUUAUCCAAAUAUAUUUGAUACACAAAGUAUAACAAAUACACAAUCCCAAGAAUUCUCAUUAGUUCUUCUAGGAAGGAAGCCUUCAGGAAGAAUUUUAAUUGAUUUACAAGAAAGGAAAUGUUACAUCGAACUAUCAGAUGAAAAUACUAUUGAAAAACCAUUAUUGAAUGAUGAAACAUCAUUGAUGACCUUACUUGCGCGUAUUAUUAACGGUUGUUCUAGUCGAAACAUUGAUACAAUUCAAAUUAUUGAUACAGAUUUUUUAUCAAAAAAUAAUGCAUUUGAUGAGAAUAAAAUCUUUGAAUUACUUGCAACAACAUUUGCCGAAUGUGAUGAAUACAAUCGUUCAAUGUUUAUUUUCGAUAUUGAUUCACUUAUAAUGCUUAGUAUAAGUGAUUCAAAUAUGUCUCAAUCAACAUCGAUUUCAAAUAUUCAUCUAUAUCAAUACAUACGUGAAAAAUGUAAACAAGCAUUUGUGGAAAAUAAACCCGUUAAUAGCAGUAAUAAUUUUACUGCAAAAG